This is a messenger RNA of Aspergillus mulundensis, 4476 nucleotides long. RefSeq lists its product as uncharacterized. Bases 1 to 4476 code for a protein of 1491 amino acids. Lineage: Eukaryota; Fungi; Ascomycota; Eurotiomycetes; Eurotiales; Aspergillaceae. The transcript has 2 exons. The record is from RefSeq and is a predicted model, not a curated record.
AUGCCUCGUACCCGUUCUCAGCCCGAAUCGCCUGGUGGCUUCGUUUCUCUUGAUGACACCAAACGAGCUACUCGUCGGACUACAAGAUCGAAAAGCGCCGCUUCUCGAGCCGCGUCUCAAGAGCCCAUUACUGAACAGCCCACUGAGCCAGUAACACAAGCACCGACUCGGCCCAAGGCUCAAGCUCGUACCACCAAGAAGACUACUACGAAGAAAGCCAAAUCCACUACUUCUACCACUACUAAGCGCGCAACGCGAAGCACCUCCCGCAAGGCGGCGCAAGAUGCGGCCGAACAAGCACAAGAUUCUGUCAUUCAGAACGAUCAUGACAUUGCGCGAACGGAUAAUGAAGAAACCGUUGAAGCUCUCACGGAGAAACCCGAAUCUGUACCCUCCACGUCAGAUUCUGCUCUAAUGGAACCUAAGAACUCAGAGCGUGAGUAUAACAAAUCUCCUACAUCUUUGCAAGCUUUUGCUGUACCUUCUCUCCCCCCUUCCCCUGUCAAUUCUCCCUCGUCAUUUUUUGUUUCAAAACCCAAGGAGCCUCAGGAGUCCAAGGAUCACCAGGAGGGCCAGUAUUCCGAGGACGAGCCGGAGUUCGAGGAUGUACCAGUGGACCAUGACCACUCGAACAAGGAUAUCCUGAAUAUGCAAUCAGAGCCAACCCCUCAGAACUUUGAGUCAUUCCAGCAGCUCGCCGAGUCUGAGGUUCCUCCAUCGCUGAACGCGGACGCAUUGAACUCUGAUUAUAUUCCCACUCUUCCCGGCACCAAUGAUGAUUUUAUCCAAUGGGGAAAUUCGAAUCUUGAUCUUGAUGAGGCGUUGGCCAACUUCAACCUCGAAAUAUCGGACGAAUGCAAUGCGGAAAUCAAUCUCCUGCUUGCGAACCACAAGACUGCCCAGGAAUCGACAAAGAAUCAGGCAGUCGUGGAUACCAUGGAGCAGGCAGUUGCGGCUUGCCAAGGUCAGGACGCCGACCAAGCCAUUGCAACCCAGGUUGUCUCAAGCACCGUUGAGCAGCCGAUUACGGCACUUUCAAAUUACGCUUUACCAAACACCACCAACGUCGCCGAGGCAGCCGCACCAACCCCAGCUCAGACUCUCGGUAUUAUCACCAGCGCCUCGGAAGAACUUGCUGUAGCGGUCACGAUACCUCUACCUCCUGACAAUGAUGUCGAUGCUUCUGAGCAACUGGCGAUCGCAGAUUUGGCCCCUUCGUCUCUUAGUGGCACAUUCGCCACCCAGGCAGCCUUGGAUACCUCCAAGGAGACGGUUAAUCUAGCCGCUACUCCCUUUGCUGCGACAGUAUCAAACCCAGAAGCCGCCGAGGAGCCCACCGAGGACCUGGUGGUGCCCAGCGCCUCUGAGGAGUUAUAUGCGGUAGCACCAAUCACAGUGGAACUGAAGGAUAUCAAGGAGCCAGACAACAAAGUUGCAGUAUGUGAUGAGACUGCCUCCCUUUUGGUUUCCACUGUGGACUCCGACGAGAAAGCAGCUGUGGAGGAUCCUAUCGAUGGCCUCAUCAAAGCUCUCGCCAAUAUUUCAUUAUCUCAGGAGGUUAUGCGUUCUGCAUCUCUAGAAGCCACUGCUUUCUUUACAGAGUCGCACAAAGCUCCCGCCAACAUCUCACUAUCUAAGGAGGUUAUGCGUUUCGCACCUCUAGAAGCCACCGCUUUCUCAACGGAGUCAAUCACUGUGCGCCAACCCGCUCCUGCUGGUACACGUCUUCUGGCAUCCAUUUACGACGAUAUUCCCCCGAGCGUGCCAGACAUGCCGACUUUGUUGGCUUUCAUGCGGCGCCAGGUUCCGAAGCCAACGCUCUUCGGCGGUCCUAUACCGUAUUCGCCGUCAACCAUCUUUGAUGACAGACACCCACCUCCAACUGUCGAUACCAUAAAAGACCAGAAGACCGUGGAGGAGCACUUUGCACCAUUGGUGCUGGAGGAGGAACCGCGACUUAUGUCGGCUCCUCCGCGCCGCCCAUCCAAGGUCAGAUCCAAUGACCAGCCGACUUCCCAAGCCCCUAGGCGUCAAGGAUCGCGCGCUUGGCACGCUACUCCGCUCUCACCUAUAGCGGAGGAGCAGGACUUGAACCGUCAUGUGAGCCCGGCUGUUUUAGCAAAAGAAGCCAUCCCAGCUCAGGCCAUCCCCACCCAGAGCGUACCUGUUGAACAUACUACAACCUCAACCGUCGGCAAGGCCACUCCUGUUAAACCGCUGGAACCUUCAUCCACCAGUAGCGCCCCGGAAAUAUCCGUUCCAACUUCAUCGUCUGCCCGGCCCCGCGUCCCGCUUAGCUCUACUGGAUUCUCGCCAUCCAUCAUUCCUGUCAAUGGAUCUCUUGAAGGGCCAAAUAACACUGCGAGCUCUUCCAAAAUGAAGAACUUGUCCGAGGACAAGACCCUGGCCGAGGAGAAGGCUAUCAAGAGGACCCCAAAAACACCCAAGGUUCCUGGAAACACAAUGACCCCAUCGUCUUCCAAAGUUUCAGGAGACAACCCACGAAACACUGAUACUUCUGCUUGCAUUUCUUCUCAACUUAAUCAGAAAAAGCCAAAAACAAAGAAAAAGCUAACCAAAACUAAAGUCAACAGAAAACGAGCCCAUACCGAAGAUAUUCCUGAUGACAACGCCGAACCUGUCACCCCAUAUGCAAACAAACGCCGUAAUCUUGGACCCCCUGGUAGCACGCCUUUUGCCAGACGGUCCACGCGUCUUACCCCCCUUCGCCGCCUUCCCCAUAAAGUGUCGUGGUCUGAGAGGAAACUACGCCGUGAGGCAGAACGCCAAGGUCGUAUUCAAAAAACCAUUUUCCGCCUCCCUGAAUUUGUUGCGCAGACGGAAGCGGAUCGUCGUGCGUCUGAAGCUGCUGCACUAACAUCUACACUAACCACCGAGCCUCUCAAGGCCAACUUUGAUUUCUCACUUGAACCGGCUCAGACGGAUGACCAAACCGCCCCCGAAGAAUCUGCCGCAGCUCAGGAGACUCCGGCCAAGGAGCCAUCCACCCCAGAACCUGCUCGGAGCAGCUGGAACCUUAGCGGAUUAAUCAACUCUGUACCACGCUCCUUGACGCGCCUUCUGCCCCGAUUUGGUCGUACUCGUUCGACAUCAGAAGCUCCAGCUAUCCAAGAGCCUGCAUCCGAACGCAUCCAACGCACACAGCCCGCUGAAACAUCCCCAGAUGAUGCGGCUACCGAGCAAAAUUCACAAGCUCACCGUCGUCUGAGCGAGCAACCACCAGCAAAACGCGCCCGUACUUUGUCCUACUCGCUUUUCCCCGCACCAAUUGAUCGGUCUCGUUACCUUGGGGAUAUUCCACCAAAACCCCUCGCCACAGUUCCGGUUACGGCUCCUGCUUCCGAUUCUGCGCCUCGGCCCGCUGAGAAAGCUACGCCUCAGAGCACAGAACUUCACACUUCGUCCACCCCUAUUGAACGGGGCCGUGACAGCACACCGCAGACAAGCAAUGCUACGACCAGGUCGAAACACAAGCGCAAGCGCUCCCCAUCCCCAGAUGUCAUCCCGAACCCCGAAGGCUCCAGCUAUGGCAUGGACAUAAAAUAUUUCGAAAUCAGCGAUGAUAGCGAAGAUGAAGUGGAACCUUCACCUCCUCCUACCGAACCUAGAAAUCGUGGCAAGACUUCCCUUCGCAGCAUUGCCCAGUCGGAAAGACCGGCAUCAAAGAAAGUUCGAUUUGACGCGAGCCCGGAAGACACACCUUCCAAACGCCGUGCUCGUGCCACUGAUCCUUACCGCGGAAGGCACUUCAUUGGAAUGGGCGGCCCUCAAACAUCAUCAGCACCUCCUACACCUACACCUGAGUCCAGUGUUGCGGACCCACGGCAACGAGAUGGUUUCAUUCCGAACACAUCAGGCACUUACCAACUUGAUUAUGAUGCCUUUUCCGAUGAUUCUGACACCGAAGACGAGACUGUCUCAUCUCCCAGCCAUCCUACUCCUAGUGUUGUCAGAACUCCCAGUUCUACGCAGCCUGAUACUAGUGCACCGUCACCUGCUCCUCCCUCUGCCGCGCGCCCUGCACAGCCUCCGUCGACCCCUACCACCAAAUUCGACGAAGAAGCACUCGCUAGGGCCCGCUCACAAGCCGAGAAAUAUAAACCAAAAACGCCCAGCGGACUUCGCACCGCUAGCCGCUAUUCUAGCCCUCUUACCGCUAUCACACCUGACCUCACACCCGCGUCCACACCCGCGCCGGCGCUACCUGCUGGGAAGCCCACUGAGGAAUUUGGAGAUGAUCAGUUUGCAAAGGACGCCCAGUGGUUGUAUGAUAUCUGCCCCACUGGCGAUCUCUCCAAACUUGUUUGGCCUGAGAAGAAGCCCUUCGGUGAAGACUUCGACAUCAGCGACGAGGCACGACGCAUCGCGAACGAGAUCUGGGAUUCAACGGAAGUUGACGUCGCGAUGCCCAUUUUCGAGCGCGAAUUCGCUGAAUUCAAAAAGACCCUGGUAUGA